Molecule: messenger RNA, 3541 nt
Organism: Eruca vesicaria subsp. sativa (arugula)
Lineage: Eukaryota; Viridiplantae; Streptophyta; Magnoliopsida; Brassicales; Brassicaceae
Source: the annotation of a GenBank genome assembly
GCUGAAUGUAGAAAGGAGUAGUAGGUCGACCAUCUGUGUCGCCUCAUCUCCCAGUCAGUUCAAACCUAACGAGAAGAAAGUGAUGAUUAUAAAAGUGGCAUCAGUAGAAUCGCUUUUCUUAGUUAUCUCGUUCGAUAGUAGUUGUGUGUGUGAGAGAGAAGGUUAUCAUCUCCGGUCAAUCGUAGUAUCUCCGGCAUCUUUUCAGGGUUCAUUAUGUUUAGUGGAAAGAAGAGAACUGAUGGUUCAUCUGAAGUUGGUGAAGGGUCUGGUCCCCGUGAAGCUGCUCCAGUCUCAGGUCGUGGACGUGGUGGACAACACCAAGGCGGAAGAGGUUAUAAUUCACAGUCUCAGUCUGGUCGUGGAUAUGGCCAUCCACCACAACAGUACGGUGGACCAAGAGGACGCCAACCACCACAACAGUACAGUGGACCAAGAGGAGGAGGUCCUCCUCGUGGUGGUGGUCGUGGAGGUUCAUCCUCUGCUGGACUGCCACACAGACAAUCAGUUCCCGACCUGCAUCAAGCUACCCCACCAACAUAUCAAGCGGUAUCUUCUCAGCCUACUCAGAUGCCGGACCCUCCUGCUCCGGUACAACAAUUUGAACAGCUCUCUAUUGAACAAGGAGCUUCCAGUCAGGCAAUCCAGUCUAUUCCAUCUUCCAGCCAAAUUUUUAAGUUUCCAGUGAGGCAUGGUAGAGGACAAUUCGGCAGAAAAUGCAUUGUCAAGGCCAACCACUUCGCUGUUGAGUUCCCUGACAAAGAUGUGUUCCAUUAUGAUGUUACCAUUACUCCAGAAGUUACAUCAAGGGGUGUUAAUCGUGCUGUCAUGAAGCAGUUGGUCGCCAGGCAUGGUGAUGAGGACCUCGGAGGUCGUCUUCCGGUAUAUGAUGGUAGAAAAAAUCUGUACACUGCACACAAGCUACCGUUUGACUCGAACGAAUUCACAAUCGCACUUCUUGACGAGGAAGCAGGGCCUGUGGGACAUAAACGAGAAAGGGAAUUCAAAGUUGUGAUCAAGCUAGCUGCAAGCGUUAAUAUGUAUCACCUAGGAAUGUUUUUACUGGGACAACAAGCUGAUGCCCCCCAGGAAGCUCUGCAGGCUCUUGACAUUGUCCUUCGUGAGUUGCCAACCUCCAAGUAUACUCCUGUGGGCCGGUCAUUUUAUUCUCGUGAUGUAGUAACAACGAAGUCAUUGGGGGAUGGCCUGGAGAGCUGGCGUGGAUUCUACCAAAGCAUUCGUCCUACACAGAUGGGUUUAUCACUCAACGUCGAUAUAUCAUCGACAGCAUUCAUAGAGCCACGUCCUGUGACUGAAUUCGUUUUCAAGUUGCUGAAUCGAGAAAGUAGAUCCCGACAACCUUUAUCUGAUGCUGAUCGUGUGAAGAUUAAAAAGGCUCUUAGAGGUGUCAAGGUCGAAGUGACCCAUCAAGUAAAUAUGCGCCGAAAGUACCGCAUAUCUGGCUUAAGUACUGGAACCACUCGAGAACUAACAUUUCCUGUUGAUGAAAGAAAUACACAGAAAUCUGUUGUUGAUUACUUCUACGAAACAUAUGGUCUUCGCAUUCAGCACACGCAGCUACCGUGCUUGCAAGUCGGGAAUUCUAACACGCCAAAGUACCUUCCAAUGGAGGUUUGCGAGAUUGUUGGGGGCCAGAGAUAUUCAAAAAGAUUGAACGCGGGACAGAUCACUGCUUUGCUGAAGGUCACUUGUCAGCGCCCCAAAAACCGAGAAGAAGAUAUCGGGAAGACGGUAGGACGCAAUGAUUAUAGUAAUGAUCCCUAUGCUAAGGCGUUUGGCAUCAAGAUAAGUGAGUCCCUUACUUCUGUUGAGGCUCGAGUUCUGCCUCCUCCGUGGCUCGAGUAUCAUGAUUCUGGAACGGAAAGGACUUGUCGGCCACAAGUUGGUCAGUGGAAUAUGAUGAAUAAGAAAAUGAUCAAUGGCGGAACAGUUAGCAACUGGAUCUGCAUCAACUUCUCUACACAAGUUAGAGACAAUCAUGCACGUAAUUUCUGUCAGGAACUUGCUCAAAUGUGCCUCACAUCUGGCAUUGAAUUUAAUCGAGAACCAGUCCUCCCAUCAUUUAGUGCUCGCCCUCAGCAAGUAGAAAAAGACUUGAAAACUCUAUAUCAUGAUGCUAUGGCCAAGGUCUCUAAAGGAAAAGAGAUUGAUCUCCUUAUUGUCAUUCUACCAGACAAUAAUGGAUCGUUAUAUGGUGAUCUGAAGCGCAUCUGUGAGACCGAACUCGGCAUUGUAUCUCAGUGCUGCCUGACCAAGCAUGUCUUUAACACGAAUGGACAGUAUUUGGCUAACGUGGCUUUGAAAAUUAAUGUCAAAGUUGGAGGAAGGAACACAGUGCUUGUUGAUGCCUUAUCAAUGAAAAUCCCUCUGGUCUGUGAUCGCCCCACCAUAAUCUUUGGUGCUGAUGUAACCCAUCCUCAUCCUGGAGAGGAUUCAAGCCCGUCAAUUGCUGCUGUCGUCGCAUCCCAAGACUGGCCUGGAAUUACUAAAUAUGCGGGACUUGUUUGUGCUCAAGCGCCUAGACAGGAGAUCAUUCAGGAUCUGUUUAAAGAAUGGAAGGAUCCUCAGACAGGGGUGGUGAUUAGUGGUGGCAUGAUUAAGGAGCUGCUUAUAGCCUUCCAUAGAUCAACUGGUCAUAAGCCGUUAAGGAUCAUUUUCUACAGGGAUGGAGUUAGUGAAGGACAGUUUCAUCAGGUUUUGCUCUAUGAGCUCGAUGCCAUCCGCAAGGCAUGUGCUUCGCUGGAAGAAGGUUAUCAGCCACCAGUGACGUUUGUGGUGGUGCAGAAGCGCCAUCACACGAGGCUGUUUGCUCACAACCACAAUGAUCGUAAUUCCGUUACUAGAAGUGGAAACAUAUUACCAGGCACUGUGGUGGAUACCAGUAUCUGUCACCCUCGUGAAUUCGACUUUUAUCUCUGUAGCCAUGCUGGCAUUCAGGGCACUUCUCGACCUGCUCAUUACCACGUGCUUUGGGAUGAGAACAACUGCUCUGCAGAUGGACUCCAGUCUCUGACCAAUAACUUAUGCUACACGUAUGCGAGAUGCACUCGUUCUGUAUCCAUUGUGCCACCUGUGUACUAUGCUCAUCUAGCAGCGUUCAGGGCUCGGUUCUACGUGGCGCCAGGGACAUCAGACAGUGGCUCGAUGGCUAGUGGGAGCGUGGCACGUGGAGGUGGAAUGGGUGGUAGAAACACUCGUGAGACAAACGUGAACGCUGCAGUGAGGCCACUCCCAGCUCUGAAAGAUAAUGUGAAGCGCGUGAUGUUCUUCUGCUGAUUGGAUUCAGCUCUAUCUAUCUCUUAUUAGCUAUAAUGUCUCUCUCUUAUCGCCCAAAUAAAAUAAAAAAGUUGGCUUAUGCAAUACUCUUAUGUUUAUUGAAAGCGUGUGGUGUGUACUUAAUUAAUUACUGAAGUUGUCAUAAGUUUGUGGGAUUCUUUAUGUUUUGUCUACUGAAAUGUUUUAUUGUUUUAGUUUCUUUUCUUGCAACUAUUAUGUCCUAAUUCUUAUUGAUAUGGGAUUGAGU